GGCCGUGACGUCAGUAUAGGAAGUCAUUGUAGAGCAACACUGGAGCGAUUAGCAGCAAAAAGGGGGAGCCUGAUGUCGAGGAGUCAGCCCUAUGUAUAUCUCUCUAUACGCCUCAACUUUUAACACAAAGUUCAAUAUCCAAACACAAAAAGCGACGUGGACUACGCAGACCCACACUUUGCUUUUCCGCAUUUUCCCUGAAUGUAACAUCUUGGAGCGUCUGAGCCGCCUGUAAUCUGGAUUUUGUUCCUCUCCUGGGUUUAUUUCUCAACUUCAUUUUGAUUUUUUUUUUUUUUUUGCAACUCCGAGUUAAUUUUUGCUGACUUUCUUCUGGAGGAGAAGCAUCUCGCUGUUGUUAUGAAGACUUCAUCACUCCUUUCUUAAUAUGGAAGGAUCCAGCGGGUCGAGUUUUGGGAUAGACACUAUUUUAUCCAGCGCUUCUAACUCUGGUAACCCCGUGCUCAUGAACGGAGAUUUCCGGCUCGGCGACAGCAGGACAGCGGAUUUCAGGAGCCAGGCAACCCCGUCACCAUGCUCGGAGAUAGACACUGUGGGAACAGCCCCCUCAUCCCCCAUCUCGGUCACCAUGGAGCACGCCGCCGAUCCGCAUCUGGUCCAGGACAGCCUUCAGCAUCACCACCAUCACCACAACCAGCCGCAGAGUUUGCCGCUGUCGCCUCAGCAGCAGCCGCUCGCCGGGGCCGGCUGCGCCCCGAGGACUGCCACCUCCUCGUUUCUAAUCAAAGACAUUUUGGGCGACAGUAAACCGCUGGCAGCCUGCGCACCUUACAGCACCAGUGUAUCCUCACCCCAUCACACGCCAAAACCAGAAAGUGCCACGGCUCCGGACGGCUUCAGGCCCAAGUUGGAACAAGACGAAAACAGAGGGACUAAAGAAGAAGGCGACCGGGAAAUCUCCAGUAGCAGAGACAGUCCACCGAUGCGCACGAAAAAGCCUCGCAAAGCACGGACAGCCUUUACCGACCACCAGCUCAACCAGCUGGAGAGGAGCUUUGAGCGACAAAAAUACCUCAGCGUGCAGGACCGCAUGGACCUGGCCGCGGCUCUCAACCUGACAGACACACAAGUCAAGACCUGGUACCAAAACAGACGGACGAAGUGGAAGAGGCAAACGGCGGUCGGAUUAGAGCUCCUGGCUGAAGCAGGAAACUACUCGGCCUUACAGAGAAUGUUCCCGUCGCCCUAUUUCUACCACCCGAGCCUGCUGGGCACCGUGGACAGCACGACGGCAGCCGCGGCGGCCGCAGCCAUGUACAGCAGUAUGUACCGGACUCCUACCGCGCCGCAUCCCAGCCUCCAGAGACCUCUUGUCCCGAGGGUGCUCAUUCAUGGCCUUGGGCCGGGGGGGCAACCGGCACUAAACCCCCUGUCUAACCCCAUGCCCGGCACACCGCACCCGCGAUAAAACUCGAAACAAGACGAGCAAAGACGAUGAACCAGAAACCUGGUUGAACACGUGAUGUGAGUAACUGCAUCGGAACCACAUUGCAGGACUUGUUCUCCCCUUCUCCCCCCCAAAAGACACAUUUAAAGACAUUUUACAGAAGUAAAGGAGGUAUUUAAUAUAGGCCCAGAUAGCCUAAGCCCAGUCCGAAAGACUCUCUGUCCGGGCCGGGACAGAACCACAACAAGGACUGCUCAUGUCUGAUUGUUUGUUUGUUUGUCUUUUGUACAAAUACACUUACAUUAGCAAAUAAACUUAUAAAGUUUAUUAGAUGGAGAAGAACGGAAUGAAUAAAGAAGUAAUGAUACUAAUUGAAUUUGCAGGCGCUUCUCUUCAAACUGGAGUUCAAAUUUCAUUUUUACGCAAACUUUAAUACAAGAAAAAUUGGAGUUUUGAAUUUAUCAAUUACACAUUAUUGGUUGUAAACCGGGUAUUUCCA
Molecule: messenger RNA, 1904 nt
Organism: Epinephelus moara (kelp grouper)
Lineage: Eukaryota; Metazoa; Chordata; Actinopteri; Perciformes; Serranidae
Gene: barhl2
Product: BarH-like homeobox 2
Exons: 3
Coding region: 386-1426 (346 amino acids)
Biological process (GO): regulation of transcription by RNA polymerase II
Cellular component (GO): nucleus
Molecular function (GO): RNA polymerase II transcription regulatory region sequence-specific DNA binding; DNA-binding transcription factor activity, RNA polymerase II-specific
Source: RefSeq, a predicted model, not a curated record